Nerophis lumbriciformis (worm pipefish) is the source of this 1080-nucleotide messenger RNA. The record is from RefSeq and is a predicted model, not a curated record. Lineage: Eukaryota; Metazoa; Chordata; Actinopteri; Syngnathiformes; Syngnathidae.
AUGUCCGCCAGCUCGCAGUCCGCCAAAAGCAAAAAGGACGAGUCAUUUCUGGGCAGACUAGGGGGCACGUUGGUUCGGAGGAAAAAAGCUAAAGAAGUGAGUGACCUCCACGAGGAAGGCAAGAAUGCCAUCAACGCGCCGAUGCUCCCCUCCGGGACGGACGUCCAUCCAGAGGACACGCUGCUGGAGGAGAAUGCCGAAAGAAUUAUGCUAGACCCGACGUCGAGGGAGAACCCCAAAUUUAAAGAUCUUCUGAAGGUCCUCAUUGACUGGAUCAAUAGUGAGCUGGAGGAAGACAGGAUUAUUGUGAAAGACUUGGAGGAAGACUGCUAUGACGGACAAGUGUUGCAGAAGCUGUUUGAAAAGUUGUCGGGUCGCAAGCUGAACGUGGCAGAGGUGACCCAGUCGGAGAUCGGACAGAAGCAGAAGCUCCAGACAGUUCUGGAGGCCGUAAACGAGCUGUUACGUCCUCACGGCUGGUCCAUUGAGUGGAGUGUUGACUCCAUCCACUCCAAAAACCUGGUGGCCAUCGUGUACCUUCUCGUGUCUUUGGCCAUGCACUUCCAGGCAGCCAUUAGGCUGCCUGAGCACGUAUCGGUCAAAGUGGUGGUGGUCAAGAAGCGAGAGGGUAUGCUGCAGACUGCCCUUGUCAACAAGGAGUUGACUAGCACCACAGAGAUGAUGAUGGGAAGGUUUGAAAGAGAUGCUUUUGACACACUUUUGGAUCAUGCGCCGGACAAACUCAAUGUGGUCAAAACGUCUCUCAUUACCUUUGUAAACAAGCACUUGAACAAGUUGAAUCUGGAAGUCACUGAGCUGGAAUCUCAGUUUGCAGAUGGAGUUUACCUGAUCCUCUUGAUGGGGCUGUUGGAGGACUACUUCGUGCCUCUGUACAACUUUUUCCUCACCCCUGAGAACUUUGACCAAAAGGUCCAUAAUGUGGCAUUUGCCUUUGAGCUCAUGCAGGAUGGCGGCCUGAAAAAGCCUAAAGCAAGACCAGAAGAUGUGGUCAACCUGAACCUCAAGUCCACCCUUAGAGUCCUUUACAACCUGUUCACCAAUUACAAGAACUCUGAGUGA